UCGGAAAAGAGAUUACGGUGAUUAAACUCAAAAAGACUGCUACCAACAACCAAAUCCCCAGACACCCUCAACUCUGAGGCCUGGAAAACAUGAUGAAAGCUUGUCCCAAACACUCAAUCUUGACCCACCAAGCCCUCAUGCCAUCACUCUCAUUCUCCCCAUCACGACUUAUCCAAUUCCAUUCCAAACCCUUGAAUUGCAGAACCCUAAAUUCAAGCUCCCUCGACAACCCCUCAAAUCCCACAGAAGUAGAAGUGAAACUGAGGCUCCCAAACUCCCACUCCCACCAAACCCUCACAACCCUCCUUUCCCAAUUCCACACCCAAACCCAUCUCCAAGAAAACAUCUUUUUUGAUGGGCUCAACUCAGAACUCACCUCAAGCCUCUCUGUCCUCCGUCUCAGAUUCUACAAUCAAGAUUCCAAAUGUGUUAUCUCUUUGAAAUCUAAGCCCAGAAUCUCUUCUGGGAUUAGUCGGGUUUUCGAGGAUGAAGAGCCUAUUGAUUCUUCCAUUGGAAGGUCGUGUGUGGCUGAGCCUGGGAGGCUGUUGUUGAUUGAUGAAUUGAGGAUUGUGAAGAGGGUCAGGGAGGAAUUUGGGGUUGAGGGGCUGGUUUGUUUGGGUGGGUUUAAGAAUGUGAGAAGGGUUUAUGAUUGGAAUGGGUUGAAAUUGGAGGUUGAUGAAACAAUGUAUGAUUUUGGGACUUGUUAUGAAGUGGAGUGUGAGAGUGUGGAGCCUGAAAAAGCUAAGAAGUUGAUGGAGGAGUUGUUGAGGAGGAAUGGGAUUGAGUAUUGUUAUUCCCAGGUUUCGAAGUUUGCAACUUUUGUUUCAAGAAAGCUUCCCAAGUAGUCUUGUGUAGGUAGGAAGUAUGGUGAUUUAUAGAUAAUGAAUGAAUGUUUGUUGAGAGGAUUUGGUUUAUGAUUAAAUCUUUGAAAGCUUGCAUUUUUCGUGUUUUGUAGUGUUGAAAUUACUGUAAAGUUAUGUGGUUAUGGAUCUGUGUAAUAAAGAAAUGAUGGUUUAAAGGA
This is a messenger RNA of Daucus carota subsp. sativus, 1021 nucleotides long. RefSeq names its product triphosphate tunnel metalloenzyme 3. NCBI's taxonomy places the organism in Eukaryota, Viridiplantae, Streptophyta, Magnoliopsida, Apiales, Apiaceae. The transcript has a single exon. The record is from RefSeq and is a predicted model, not a curated record. Bases 90 to 845 code for a protein of 251 amino acids.